AUGGUUGAAGUAAAAGAUUGCGCAGAUCUUUACGAAAAUGGCAAAAGAGUCAGCGGAAUCUACAAAAUUGAUCCCGGCAAUCGUGGCAGUUUUAAUGUCUGGUGUGACAUGAAGACAUCUUUAGGUGGCUGGACCGUGUUUCAACGUCGUCUUAAUGGUAGUGUUGAUUUCUACAGAGGAUGGCAAGUUUACAAAAAUGGCUUUGGAAUUCUAAAAUCAGAGUUUUGGCUUGGAUUAGAUAAAAUAAACAGACUGACAUCUAGAACAAAGAAUAGGCUUCGCAUUGACAUGGAAGACACUAAAGGACACAAAAAAUACGCUGAAUAUGAUUUUUUUUCUGUUGCAAGUGAAAUGCAGAAAUACAAGUUGGACCUUGGAACAUAUUCAGGAACUGCCGGUGAUUCGUUGAAACUCCACAAAGGAAUGGCAUUUUCGACGAAAGAUUCUGAUAACGAUAAAUCACCUGGCAAUUGUGCAAGCGUGUAUAAAGGCGCAUGGUGGUAUAAAAGUUGUCAUGGUUCUAAUUUAAACGGGAUCUAUCAUCAUGGUGAACACUCCUCAUAUGCUGAUGGUAUCAAUUGGGUAGCGUGGAAAGGCCAUUACUACUCCUUAAAAUUCACAGCCAUGAAAAUAAGACCUUGUUAA
This is a messenger RNA of Xenia sp. Carnegie-2017, 645 nucleotides long. RefSeq names its product ryncolin-2-like. The record is from RefSeq and is a predicted model, not a curated record. NCBI's taxonomy places the organism in Eukaryota, Metazoa, Cnidaria, Anthozoa, Malacalcyonacea, Xeniidae. The transcript has 3 exons. Bases 1 to 645 code for a protein of 214 amino acids.